This is a messenger RNA of Schizophyllum commune H4-8, 1397 nucleotides long. RefSeq names its product heterotrimeric G protein alpha subunit 2. Gene Ontology annotation, molecular function: GTP binding; G protein-coupled receptor binding; G-protein beta/gamma-subunit complex binding. Lineage: Eukaryota; Fungi; Basidiomycota; Agaricomycetes; Agaricales; Schizophyllaceae. The coding region runs from base 132 to 1190 and encodes 352 amino acids. Gene Ontology annotation, cellular component: heterotrimeric G-protein complex. Gene Ontology annotation, biological process: adenylate cyclase-activating G protein-coupled receptor signaling pathway. The record is from RefSeq and is a predicted model, not a curated record. The transcript has 8 exons.
CGACGCUGUCCGGCGCUGCGUGCCCUCAGCGGCCACGCGCGCCCCUUGUCCGCUCCCCCCAUCACCCUCCUCCUCGUCUUCCUCGACCACCGCCUCGCCGCCGCACUGGCCAGCACAACCCCCAGCCCACGAUGGGCGCCUGCGUGUCAUCGUCCUCCCAGCCCGUCGCCGACGUCCAGGCCAAGGAGCGCUCCGACGAAAUCGACAGCCAGAUCAAGGCCGACUCCGAGCGCCUCAAGAAGGAGUGCAAGAUCCUGCUGCUAGGCUCCGGCGAGUCGGGCAAGUCGACUAUCGUCAAGCAGAUGAAGAUAAUCCACAAGAACGGCUUCUCACCCCAGGAGCUCGCCUCCUUCCGCCCCACCGUCUACCGCAACGUGAUCGACUCGGCGCAGGCGGUCGCCCAGAUUAUCAAGAAGGCGAACCCGGAAUCGCCUAACCUUGCCCUACUGGAUAAGAUAAUCGACUACGACGCCAAUGGGAUAGUCACCCCCGACCUCGCAGACGCUAUCCGCCGCAUAACCAGCGACCCUGCUACGCCCAAGAUCAUCGACGAGCAUGCGAACGAGUUCUAUCUCAUGGAUAAUGCGGCGUACUUCUUUGAGAAUGUAGUCCGAAUAGGCGCGGAGAAGUAUCUACCCACGGAGACGGACAUUCUCCGUGCGCGAGUCAAGACUACCAGCAUCAGCGAGACGCGCUUUGCGUGUGGGCCUCUGACCAUUCACAUGUUCGACGUCGGCGGGCAGCGCUCGGAGCGCAAAAAGUGGAUUCACUGCUUCGAGAGUGUCACCUCCAUCAUCUUUUGCACGGCGCUUAGCGAGUACGAUCAGGUUCUGCUGGAGGAGAAGAAUCAGAACCGCAUGGCCGAGUCGCUGACUCUCUUCGAGUCGGUCAUCAACUCGCGGUGGUUCCUACGGACUUCGAUCAUCCUGUUUCUCAACAAGACGGACGUGUUCAAGAUCAAGCUCCCCAAGGUGCCCCUCGACCGCUACUUCCCCGAGUACACGGGCGGGAACGACAUCAACAAGGCGGCGAAGUUCAUCUUGUGGAAGUUCAUGCAGGCGAAUCGGGCGAGGCUGAGCGUUUAUCCACACUUAACGCAGGCGACGGACACGAAGAACGUGCGACAUGUCUUCGCGGCGGUGAAGGAGACGAUACUACACAACGCUCUCAAGGACUCGGGCAUCUUAUAGCACGGGUGAUUUCUUAUCCACGCGGCGUAGCUUUUGCAAGCGAUCUGCGUGUGCGCGACGAGCUACUGCAGGUGGCUUACGCGCUCUCGUCCCUCCCUGCCCUGUGUACCAGACGCAGAGGCCUGGCUUCAAGCUCGCGCCGUCCCCGACCGCCAACGCUACGAGGACGCCAGGCCUCGUCGACACAUCGCCACCCACCUCAGGCGC